AUGCAAACAAGUAUUAAUAAACUUGAACAAGCAGCUGAUCAAAUUAAUUCAGCUUCGAAUUCAUCAACUACCAAUGGAUCAUCAUCAUCAUCACCAUUAGAAGAAAUCAAACGUGAAAUUCAAACAUUAAAAGGCUUAUAUUUAAGUCGUUCUCAAUUUCCAUCGAUUCCACAAGUACCUCCAAAAAUUCCAUCAUGGCAAUUAGAUGCCGCAGAAAAAUUGAAAGCUCGUACAUCACCAAUUACUGAAGAAACAAAUACUAAUAAAACAAAUGAUGACAAUAAAGAAGAUGGUGAUAGUAUUAUUUUAGUUUCUGAAAACGAAAAAAAAAGUGAUGAUGAAAAUCCUUUAUCACUAAGUCCAUCAUCAGAAUCAUCAAAUGAUGCAUAA
This is a messenger RNA of Rotaria sp. Silwood2, 390 nucleotides long. NCBI's taxonomy places the organism in Eukaryota, Metazoa, Rotifera, Eurotatoria, Philodinida, Philodinidae. The record is from the annotation of a GenBank genome assembly.